Messenger RNA from Kickxella alabastrina, 2528 nucleotides. Its product is annotated as Dihydropteroate synthase-like protein. Gene Ontology annotation, cellular component: mitochondrial envelope. Gene Ontology annotation, biological process: tetrahydrofolate biosynthetic process. The record is from RefSeq and is a predicted model, not a curated record. Gene Ontology annotation, molecular function: dihydroneopterin aldolase activity; 2-amino-4-hydroxy-6-hydroxymethyldihydropteridine diphosphokinase activity; dihydropteroate synthase activity. NCBI's taxonomy places the organism in Eukaryota, Fungi, Kickxellomycota, Kickxellomycetes, Kickxellales, Kickxellaceae. The coding region runs from base 1 to 2442 and encodes 813 amino acids. The transcript has 3 exons.
AUGGCCGACAAAAUUAUAUUUCGCGACCUCGAAGUGCGCACUGUACUCGGAAGCGAUGCCUGGGAGCGCAAAAAGCCGCAGCCACUGCUAAUCACCGUUGAAAUUCACACGUCAAUAACAUCGGCCGGCAAGACAGACAAAGUGACGGAGAGCGUGCACUAUGGCAUUGCUUGCAAGCGGGCAACAUCAUUUGCAGAGAGCGAGCACAAGCUGCAGUCGCUCGAGGCCUUUGCCGAGGGCGUUGCGCACGCCUGCCUUGGCGUCACCACCCGUGCCCUAGCUGUCCACGUCAUUGUCAACAAGCCGCGGGCCCUGCUACACGCCGAAUACGCUGGAGUCGAGAUCUUCCGCACGCGCAAAGAGCUGCUGGAGCGCGUGGAUGCAGAGAAUUCCGCCGGACGGCUGGCCAAAGAGGAUCGCAUUAUUGUCAAGACGCUGUCGCUGAGCACAGUCAUUGGGGUGAAUCUGUGGGAGAGGCACUACAAGCAGGUGGUGAAUUUUGACUUGGUUCUGCACUCGGAAAAGCCGGCCGUGCUGGGGGCAGCUGUCAGCGACACGGUUCCUCGGUACCGCAACUUUCGCACUGUCGUGGACGUUGUCACGGAGCUCGUAGAGAAGAGCUCGUACCGCACGGUUGAGGCGCUAGCCACCGCCAUAGCGCGGACGGCCAUCAAGCAGUGCAAAGUGCCAAAGAUCACGGUUCGCGUGGAGAAGCCCAACGCUCUAGUCUUUGCUGCAUGCUCGGCUGUCGAGAUCACACGCUCGGUCGACGACUUCCCCACGGCUCCAGAUUCCAGGAACACUCCGAUUGGUUCUCCUACGCCCGUGCGUGCCGCCACGCCCGCUAUUGAUUCUCCUAGCAUCGGCGGGUUUGACGCAGCCACAGCAGCUAGCACACAGGCCUCGCCCGUAUUGCACUCGGCAUUCAUUGCCCUGGGCACAAACGUCGGAGACCGGUUGGCCAACCUGCACAAGGCACUGGCGUACCUCAACGCUGAUCUCCCCAUGUCACACGUUGCUGAGACCAGCUUCCUGUACGAGACCGCGCCCAUGUACGUGACCGACCAACCGGCGUUCCUCAACGCCGCAUGCCUGGUCAAGACCGAGCUCGAGCCACUCCAGCUCCUAGAUGAGCUCCAGCGCAUUGAGGCCAAGAUGGGCCGCGACUACAGCAUGUACCGCAAUGGGCCGCGAGUGAUCGACCUGGAUAUUCUGUUCUACGACGAGGCCGUCCUGAAAACAGAGCGGUUGACUGUCCCGCACCUGCUGCUGCAUGAGCGCCGGUUCCAGUUGGGCCCAUUGUGCGAUAUUGACAGAGACCUGAUGCACCAUCGGCUGGGGAAGACGGCGGGCGCGCUGUACCGCCAUCUGACGACGCACAGCGAUGUCCCCAACGACAUAGUCAGAGUGACGCCGCUCAAAACCCGCAGCCACGUUGGCAGCUCUGAUCCAAGCGGUGCUUCCGACGGCAGCGGGUGCGUGCUCAGGGCGCUGACGCCCGACACGCAGAAGGAGACAGUGUUCAUGGGCAUCCUGAACUGCACGCCUGACAGCUUCAGCGACGGCGGCGACUACGACUCCGUAGACAGGGCCGUUGGGCAUGUUCUGGAGCUCAUCAAGGCUGGCGCAGACAUUAUUGACAUUGGCGGGCAAUCGACUCGGCCCGGCGCGACACAGGUGGGCACAGCCGAGGAGAUCCGCCGCGUCGUCCCGGUCAUCCAGCGUGUCAGAGAGCAGGGCGUAGAUGUCCCGAUCUCCAUCGACACCUUUUCUGCCGCCGUCGCGGCGGCCGCGCUGGAUGCCGGCGCGGAUAUUGUCAAUGACGUGACAGGCGGGUGCUUUGACGCCGGCAUGCUGCCGCUUGUCGCCCAGCGACAGUGCCCGUACAUCCUGAUGCACAUGCGCGGCGACCCGUCGACCAUGACGCAGCUUAACGACUACAGCGACUACGGUGGCGACGUCAUCCGCGGCACCCGCUUUGAGCUCUCCCAGCGCGUGCGCGCGGCACUCGACCAGGGCGUUGCCCGGUGGAACAUCAUUCUGGAUCCAGGAAUCGGCUUUGCCAAGGAGGGUGCGCAGAACUUGAGGCUGCCCGAGCUCACCGCACGCAACAUCCGCGCCGUAGCUGCCUCCGACACCACCCAUAAGCGGGCGGCCCAGCUGGCCAAGAGUGGCGGCGGAGGCGAUGCCGGUGAGGGCGAGGAAGGGUUUAUUGACGAGGAUCUGGCGACCGAGCUCGUCAACUAUCCAGUCUUGGUCGGCAGCUCGCGCAAGCGCUUUAUUGGCAGUGCCACAGGCAAGACCGAUGCCAAGGACCGCGUGUGGGGGACAGCAGCCACAAUCACGGCCGCGGUCCAGGGAGGCGCGUCGAUUGUGCGCGUGCAUGAUGUGGCGGAGAUGGUCGACGUGGCUCGCGUCUCUGACCACAUCUACCGCCGCUGAGGGAACCGUAUACUUUUCCGUAACAUAUCCUUUCCUCGCUCUUAUUUUGCAUUGUUUGCAUUGUGUUAUGUAGAGUGACUUUAACA